GAAUUUGCGCGGUGACCGGACGCCCGGACACCCCAGGGAGCGGCCCCCGCCGGGGUGCCGUCCGGCGCCGCGGAGGCGAGCAGCCCGAGCGCCAUGGCCUUCGACCUGGAAGAGCGGCUGCAGCAAAGCAAUGACCGCUUCUUGCGCUCCAUUACCCGCAUCGUGGAGCAGUAUAAUUUUCCUUUUGAAGAUGAUUACCUUGUUUCCAUGGAAACUCUCACUUAUGAUACACCUGAGGGACAAAAAUCAUGGGAGGACGUUAAAGGCAAGGACAUUAGAAAACUGAAGAAGAGUUUAUUUAAGCAGCGUACUAGAGGAAGGCAAAAAAAUGCAGAAAUACCAAAGCAACAGACCAAUGAUUUUGGAGAUGGACAUUCAACUGUACAUGAGGAAUCUCCUGAGAAUUCUUGUAUGGAUACCUCUGAUGCAGGUGAAGAAAGUGAUGCUGAUAUACUUUCAGUGAGGAGAAAAUUUGAGGACAUUCACUUUCAGAAUCAAUAUGUAGGUGAUGGAAGCACUCAAAAGACCAUAAAAAUUCAAGUGGAUCCAAUAGUACAAGAUCCUACUAGAAAUAUUUCUCCGUGGAUUAAGAUCGCACCUCCAGCUCCAUUGACAGGUCUUCAUUUAACUUCACCUGUGAGAGGACUGACAGGCCACCAAGACCCUGCUUGCAGAAUGAAACAGUUGUCAAAUGAAUGCUCUUUAUCCAGACCUCCUCAGUUUCAGCUUUACAGUCUUCCCAUUUCACCAUGUCCAAUAACCCUACCCAGGCCUCAGCCUUCUCCAGAACUGAACAAAACUUGCUAUGAUAGUAUCUUUCAAGAAUACCAGUCUGCAGACGAGGAAUGCUCCUGGAGCAAUAUAACUCUUGCAGACUUGUAUCCAGCAAUGCUAAAUAUAUUUACAGUGCUCAUGACACGGCAACCUCAAAGGAAAGAGUUUAAGAAAAAAGAGUCUUUUUUAGCACACCUUAAGCACAGAAGAUCACGUUGUAGAAAGCUCAAUAUCUCUGUAUACAAAAUAAGAGGAUUCAGACCUCCUAAACUGAAGCGAACAUUACUCAGCAUAAGCAGUGGAAGUAAAGACACCCACAGUCAAGCUUCUGGAAAUGAGCACACAGAAUUUUGUGCUGCUAGGUGUUCCAUUACUGAUUUACCUGAUCUGCUACCUUAUUCUUUUGCUGAUGAAAGUGAAAACAACAUGGACUUCUCUGACUUAAGUUUAGAACAUCAUCUGUUAUCUGGAAAAGCCCAAAAUGUCUCCAAACAGACUGUUUUUCCAGAUGUUAUGCCUAGAAUGGGAGAGACAUUUCUAGUUGAAGAUGAGUUGCAGAUUCCUGUCUCAUGGGAGAGUUCAAAAUGCAAAGAAUCAAAAAAAUUGGCUUACAAAUGUUCCUCAGAAUGCCAUUCUAAAUCAUCUGUUGCCAGUCCAGACUCAACAGCACUUUAUCUGAUAAAAGAAAAUGAAGCUCAAAAUACUGACUUUCGGAAUGGUGAUACAUUAGAAUUGUGUUCCUUUCCUUGCAGUUCCUAUGGCAGUAGUAGCAUUUCUACACAUGUCACAAACUAUUCUCCUGCAAAAGCACCAAAUCCUUCUCUUUCCGUUUCUGAGAAACAAAGUGCUGAAUACCGAAUUUCUUUCCAGGGCAAAUAUCCAUUUUCCUCAUUGUCUGUGACUCUGAGUCCUUCAAAGAUGCCCCAGAAAUACGAAGAUACAUUUGAAAAACUCUACUACAAACUCUGUUCCAAAGAAAGCCAAAGGCCCUUGCAAUUGGCAAAACCUCUUCCAAUUUUACAAAACCUUGAAGUGGAAGGAAGAUGCCUGAGGAGUAAUUUAAGUGGUUCUGUGAGGUUUCCUGUGCAGUGUGCUAGAGAAUUUGACCAGAUCUAUGAGCAUGUGUGUGCUGAGGCUGUUCCAAAACUUCCUGGGUUUCAGAGAGCUUUUAAUUUAAGGAAAUAUGAGGGAAUACAGAUGUCUGAAACUGUAAAUGCUCUUGUUAACUCACCUGUUCGAACUUCUGCAAUUUCCAGAGUUAAAAGACAAGGAAAUUUUCAAAAUGAUGUUUUUAGCUCACCAGUAAAGCGACUGAAGAAUAUACCAGAACGCUAUUUUCUCUCCACAAAAUGUCAACAGAUUCCUCAAAGAAAAAAUGUUCAUCCUCACACAGCUGGUGUGCAAUUUUUGAGUACAUGCAAUAAAAGUAAUCCCAACUUUUUUGAUAGUCACAGCUGUCAGAGUCAGGACUCUGGGUUUCAUGCUUCCUCAGAUAAAACUUUUCUAUGUGCUCCUGGUACCUCCCUGCAAGAAUCUGGGAUUCCAGAUGUCCCCUCUGCUUGGCCUAAGGCCAUGAAGAAUGACACUCGUCUCAGAAGUGAACAGAAGCGUUGCCAAAGAGUAUUCAGAAAACUAAGCUACACUGAUGGGAAAGACAAAUUCUGACAUUCUCUUGGAUGAUGUCCUGGUAAAACUAAUUAAGAAGCAUUCAUGGACUGCUACAAAGACAACAAUGUUGUAUGAAGUUUGAUUGUUCUUUUUUUGUUUCUUCCAAGAAUGAAGAAUGGUUCUAUGUACAAAAUAUACAGUUAUAUAUACUGCUGAUUUAUGCUUCCCUUUUAUACACAAAUUUAGGAAUACAAAAAGGUUAAGCCCUUCUGAAAAGGUACCUUUUACUCUUUUGGCUAAAAGCAGGUAUUUCAAAGAGCAAGGGUUCCUUUCUAUGGCUAUGAUUAAAAGUUUGUAUUUAGUAGUGUUCAUUAUAGCAGAAUAUUAUCUGUAUAACCUUUUUGUCUGUUAAUAAGCUUUGAUUCUUAACAUAUUAGUAAUAAGGCAAGAAAGCUCUUUCUGGUGAACUCCUCCCUAAUCACGCUUUAUAGCUAUAUUUGUAUCAAAUGACUGAAAAAAUAUAAGAUGGGAUGGAUGAUCCAAACACAGUAUUGUAUCGUAAGGUUUGUAAUAAGCCUGUUAUGGAAUUUUAAUGUCAAAUUUUCUAUGCAAAGUUGGUGUUUUAAUAAAAUUUUGUAAGUUUUAGAGGGUAUGUUCUGACAAUCCUUCUUGAUAUAUGAUCUCAAUAAAAAAAACUGUUCUAAG
This is a messenger RNA of Calypte anna (Anna's hummingbird), 3087 nucleotides long. It is a transcript of the gene HJURP, whose product is annotated as Holliday junction recognition protein. Gene Ontology annotation, biological process: CENP-A containing chromatin assembly. Gene Ontology annotation, molecular function: histone binding. The transcript is spliced from 13 exons. The coding region runs from base 94 to 2439 and encodes 781 amino acids. Gene Ontology annotation, cellular component: chromosome, centromeric region. The record is from RefSeq and is a predicted model, not a curated record. Lineage: Eukaryota; Metazoa; Chordata; Aves; Apodiformes; Trochilidae.